AUGAAUUCCAACACCCUCUUCGACCCAAACCUGUUGGCCGCGUUCAAGAUCGCGGCGAAGGAGUUUAUGGACCGGAUUGAGGAAGAAAGAAGAGAGACAAUCGCUAGCUUAGAAGAGGAUCGGCUUCGAAGAAGCAGGGAAGGCAGCGGAACAGAGCAAGCAAGUAGUCUGAAACAGAGCAACAUAGCAAAGAGAAAGUGA
Linum tenue is the source of this 201-nucleotide messenger RNA. The record is from the annotation of a GenBank genome assembly. NCBI's taxonomy places the organism in Eukaryota, Viridiplantae, Streptophyta, Magnoliopsida, Malpighiales, Linaceae.